Messenger RNA from Penicillium maclennaniae, 801 nucleotides. Its product is annotated as YoaK family protein. The coding region runs from base 1 to 801 and encodes 266 amino acids. The transcript is spliced from 2 exons. The record is from RefSeq and is a predicted model, not a curated record. NCBI's taxonomy places the organism in Eukaryota, Fungi, Ascomycota, Eurotiomycetes, Eurotiales, Aspergillaceae.
AUGGAGAAAACCACGCAGCCCGAUCUCGAGGCGAGACAACCGCCGGAGAAGCCCCAGUCCACCCUCACGAGGGGUUGGAUGCAGAACGUGGACACCACCAACGCGGACUUGGUUUGUCUGUUACUUUGUUUCCUGACCGGCCUGUGUGACAGCAGCGCCUAUAAUGCCUGGUCUUGCUUCCUAGGCAUGCAAACUGGAAACACCAUCUUCCUCGGCCUCGGUGCGUCCAAUCAGCCUAGCAGCAAGCCCUGGGGCUGGCUGAAGUCGCUCAUCUCCAUCACCUUCUUUUUCACCGGCGCCAUGAUCUUCUCCACCAUUAUGCGGCGCGUGGGGGCUCUUCGUCGCGGCACCCUCUUCGCGUCCUUUCUUGUGCAGACCAUUCUGAUCAUAAUCGCCGUGGCUUUGAUUCAGGCCGACUUGAUCCCUCACACCUCAAAGGACUCCUCUUUGGAUGGAGGCCCCCUCUUCCUGGAGUUGAUCCCCAUCGCUUUGCUCGCAUUCCAGUCUGCGGGCGCUAUGACUUGCAGCCGGUCGCUUGGUUUCAACGAGAUUCCCACUGUGGUUCUCACCAGUGUAUAUUUCGAUAUUGCCUCCGACCCAAAGAUCACAGACAAGCCCACCACCAACGUCAAGCGCAACCGUCGUAUCGGAGGUGUGGUGUCGCUGCUGGUGGGUGCCAUCGCAGGCGGCUGGUUGAGCCGUAGCAGCGGUGGCAUGAUGUCCGCACUCUGGAUGGCUGCGGGACUAAAGUUCGUUGCGGCAUGCGGCUGGCUGUUCUGGAAGGGUGCGGAGCCAAAAUAG